This is a messenger RNA of Dacryopinax primogenitus, 1512 nucleotides long. RefSeq lists its product as uncharacterized. The record is from RefSeq and is a predicted model, not a curated record. The transcript has 2 exons. Gene Ontology annotation, cellular component: cyclin-dependent protein kinase holoenzyme complex; nucleus. Gene Ontology annotation, biological process: regulation of cyclin-dependent protein serine/threonine kinase activity. The coding region runs from base 238 to 1077 and encodes 279 amino acids. Gene Ontology annotation, molecular function: protein kinase binding; cyclin-dependent protein serine/threonine kinase regulator activity. NCBI's taxonomy places the organism in Eukaryota, Fungi, Basidiomycota, Dacrymycetes, Dacrymycetales, Dacrymycetaceae.
UCGUCCAACACUCCUCGCAAGUCAGCGAACUCGCUGCCCUCGACGCUCUCCUCCCUUCAUUGGGCGUUUAGCUAAAGGUGACUAAGCUCAUUCCAGAGCUUCGUGCAUAGACUCGGCUUUUUCCCUCUUCUCUACUUCCUUCUCUCUCCUCUGGCAGUGGCUUCACCAGCUUCGGCUUCAACGCACGCAACGACCUCCUACUCGAUUCCGCAUUUCUUCUCCAUCCUAUCUAACGCAAUGGACGCUUCUCACCGUGUACACCAGCCGGCUUCGACGACUGCCUACAAAUUACCUGUAUAUGCUGCACCGCUUCCAUCAAAACAAUACCCGACGGCGCAACCUACCCCCAGCAGACGAGACGAUCCAUAUUACGGUCACCAGGAGACUGCAAAGACCUGUGAUCUCUUCAUCCGUCAUCUUUUCCAAUGUCCGAACGUGCCAGUGCAGGCGACGACCACCGACCCACCACAACCCGUCCCCUCCCUGGCACGUUUCAUCGCAUAUGCUCUCCAUCGUACACGUUUACCUCCAUCCGUCACCUACAGUGCCUUGUUCCUCCUUUCCCGUUUGAAGGGCCGUUUCCCGGGUGCCAGGGGCAGUUCGGGACAUCGUCUCUGGAUUUCUGCUUUCAUGAUUGCCUCAAAGGUGGUGUGUGAUGACACGUAUUCGAACAAGAGCUGGGCGAUUGUUGGCCAGCACAUGUUCUCUCUGAAGGAGAUCAACCAAAUGGAGCGUGAAAUGUGCGGUUAUCUCGAGUGGAUCCUCAACAUCGACCCUGCUGAGCUCAAGGCGUUCACGGACGCUGUCAAGGAGCAGUACGGCCCGCAUUCAGACCUCGCUCGCCAGAUGGCCACUCCGGAACGCAACAUACAGUUUACUAGGGCUUCCGCUUCAUAUGACCUGUACGAUGACGAGGAUCCCGGAUCGCCAUACCAAUCUUCCAGCAACUCGCCCGUCUCGUCGACGCUGAACACCCCACCGUCGACCCAGAUGCUACCCGUUCCAGAGGGCAAGUACUCCGAGACUUACACCGAUCCUCAGAGUCUGUACGUCUAUUCCGAAUCCACGGUCUGGUAGCGAGUCGCUGGUCGAUCCGUCCCGACCCUCCUGUCCGAUGUCUUUUGCAUAAACCGGCGCAGUCGUUGGCGGAUGUACGAUAUGACGACUUCUAUUUCCUCGCCAAUGCCGUUUGUCGUGUGGAUUAAUCCUCUUGCGCCGUCAUCUCAUCAUCAUCCUUGAUUUGGGCUUUUGGGUUUUGGUUGUCUUUGCCCUGUGUCAUCUCAACGCAAACCAUCCUUAAUUUUUCCCCUCCUCUCACAGCACUUUCUUUUGCAUGUUUCAUCGUUACAUUGUUCCGCUUCUGCAAUGUGCACAUCAUUCUUUGUCCUGUGUCUUAUAUAACCUGUUUUCUCUGCGCUAUGUACACUUUGCAGGAGCCAUCACCUGCCCCUAUGUACCCCGUUACCUCAUAGUAUGCCCGAACCGUCGCAGAGAAAUGAAAUCAAGUCAGUG